AUGUCAACCACGACACGAAAAAACGAUAAGGCAGAUACCGCCGCAUCGAGCUUCCAGGGCAUACCGGAAGGGGAUCUGAGAAAGAUCUGGCAAUGGGACAAGAUAUGCCCACCACCAAUCAUGAGAUGUGUCCACGAAAUAUGCGAAGAAAGGGCACGGGGGCAAGUUGAUGCACUGGCUAUUUCAGCUUGGGAUGGCAAAUUGCACUACGGAGAGUUGAUACAGCUCGCCACAAAACUAGCAAAAUGGCUCGUUCUUUCUGGAAUACGACCUGGCAUGGUUGUGCCUCUCUGCUUUGAGAAAUCAUUGUGGACAACUGUAGCUAUGCUGGGUGUGCUCAAGGCUGGUGCGGCAUUUGUUAUGCUUGAUACAUCAUUCCCCAAACAGCGUCUUCGGGCUAUUGUCGAAAGCGUAAACGCAGAUAUGAUCUUAUCGUCUGUUCCAAGCAACACCAUCGCGGCAUCAUUGGCUGAAACUGUAAUUGCCAUAGAUUCGACCUUCUUGUCGACGUUGAAUAACCUGGAAGGACAAGACCCGCCACCGGUCGACCCAUCGUCACUCAUGUACUUAGCCUUUACAUCAGGUUCCACAGGCACACCAAAGGGAUUAGUAAUAACACAUAGCAAUUAUGCAUCAUCUCUCCACUACCAACUGCCACUCCUGGGGUUCACUGAGGAAACCAGACUCUACGACUUCUCUUCCUAUGGUUUUGAUGCUUCACUCAGCCACACGUUUACGAUCCUUGCCGCAGGGGGCUGUUUAUGCGUGCCAUCCGAGGAAGACCGGAAAAAUAGAUUGGCUGAAAGCAUAAAGUCUCUCCGUGCAAAUGCUGUCGGGCUUACCCCGUCAGUUGCCAGGUUGUUGAAUCCUGCUGACACCCAAACUAUAGCAACGAUCUUGUUUCUCGGCGAGGCUUUGCGUCCUAGCGAAGUUCAACGCUGGUGGGGUAAAGUGAGCAUCAGCAACAUAUACGGACCUAGCGAGUGCACGCCCUACGCUGUCAUCAACAACAGCGCGGCGAGUCCGCAGGAGACCACUCGACUAGGCAAAGGUGCAGGACUGGUGACAUGGAUCGUUGAUCCAGAUAACCACGACCGCUUACUACCUCUUGGGGAGACCGGUGAGCUGCUUCUAGAAGGGCCACUAGUGGGCAAAGGGUAUUUGAAUGAUGAAGAAAGAACGGCACAAGUGUUUAUCCAGGAUCCAGCAUGGCUACGACAAGGUGGACCCAAUUAUCCAGGACGCUGCGGACAACAUUUGUACAAAACAGGGGAUCUUGUCCACUACAACAUCGAUGGAAGCCUGACCUAUGUCGGUCGCAAGGACACGCAGAUUAAGAUUCACGGGCAGCGAGCGGAACUCGGAGAAAUAGAGUUUUUCUUGGAGCAGCACAUGCCAGAAGCCAAACAGGUUAUAGUAGAGACGAUUACAGUCAAACAGGAGGAAUCAAGCGCAGUGUUGGCAGCUUUCAUUCAGCCACGUCAGACCUCGACCAAUACCGAGGGACCGGGAAUAGCUCCCAUGAAGAUAUACCAUGUGCCACUUAAUGUCAUACGGGUGCUAGCUGAGACCCUGCCAGCCUAUAUGAUACCGUCUUAUUUCCUGUCCAUACGUGAAUUCCCCAGAACCUUAUCAGACAAGUUAGACCGGAAGAAGCUCCGGGAUAUAGGUACUUUGUGGUUCCAGCGAUGGGUUAAGGAGCAAAACCACGUGGCCAAGACAAAACCAACUUCUCAUGUGGGAAUUGAGCUGCAAAGGAUCUGGGGGGAUGUUCUAGGUAUUGAGUCGAUAUCAGUCGGGCUUCAAGAUAAUUUCUUUCGGUUAGGAGGUGACUCGAUUUCAGCAAUGAAGGUCGUGUCCAAGGCUCAACAGGCUGGUCUCGGGCUGACGUUUUCCGAAGUGUUCCAGUAUCCCACACUUGGUGGUCUGGAAGGUCGGUGUCGCCUUGAGCGUGCGAACCCUGUUGAAAUGAUUCCACCUUACUCUCUUUUGGGAAAUGGAUGGAAUGAAGCACUUCUCCAGGACAUUGUGGCCUAUCAUCAGCUGGAUCCCGAUACAGUGGAGGACGCAUAUCCUUGUACACCCCUACAAGAAGGCCUCUUGUAUCUAUCAUUGCAAACUCCAGGCACAUACACGAUGCAGCGAGUUUUGAAAUUGAGUCCGGAUAUAGAUGCAACAGAAAUCUGUUGUGCAUGGGACAAAAUGGCCCAGAAUACGCCCAUCUUACGGACCAGGAUCAUACAACAUAGCGACAUGGGCUUUUUGCAGGUGGUCUUAAGGGGGGGCAUCCAAUGGAUCCAUGCAAAAAACCUACAGAAUUAUCUUAAAAAAGACAAUACAACUCCCAUGGGCCUCGGAAAGCCUCUUGUACGCCAUGCAAUUGUCACAGACAACACAACCAAUCACCGAUGGUUUGUGUUGACCCUUCAUCAUGCUCUAUACGAUGGCUGGACAAUACCACUCAUGCUGCAAAGGCUGAGCAAUGCGUAUAAUGGCAUACCCAAGAGACACAAUCAACCAGAGUUCAAGGACUUCAUCAAAUACAUCCAGGGCCAGAGCCACGAACGCGCUGCUGAAUACUGGAGGGAUAACCUUGCCGAUUGUGACUGCGAACCAUUUCCAGCUCUUCCGUCGUCGGUACAGCAGGUUGAGACUGAUAGUGAGAUCACACAUAAGUUAUCAUCCAUAAAAUUACAUACACCAGAAGUUACGCCCGCUAUACUUAUCCGUUCCGCCUGCGCCCUCCUCCUCAGUCACAGGACCAGCUCACACAAAGUAGUGUUUGGGAUCACCACAUCAGGCCGAAGCGCUCCUAUUACUGGUAUUGAGGAGAUAGUAGGCCCAACAAUUGCGACGAUCCCACUCUACGUCAACAUACAGCAGUCACAAACCGUUAUGGAAUACCUUGAAAGCAUUCAGCAGCAAAUGAUGACCAUGAUCCCUUUCGAGCAGUUCGGUUUGCACAACAUUGCCAAAGCCAGCGCCGAUGCUCGUCAGGCUUGCAUGUUCCAGACUCUUCUCAUUGUUCAACCCGAGGAAUUUGCAAAUGCCGAUAAUACUUUCGGGGAGUGGGAAGGGUGGCAAGAGCCGGAGUGGGACAACACGUACGCCCUUGUCCUGGAGGUGCAGCUUGGGACUGGGCGCGUCAACGCUAGAUUUGAUUCCAAUAUCAUUAAAUCGUGGAUAGUUCAGGACCUACUGGAAGGACUCGACUUUGUGAUAGGGCAGCUCCGCACAGCACAAUCCGACAAGAGAAUAACAGAUAUUGAUCUUGUGACGCCUCAGAGUCUCGAGCACAUAUGGGGAUGGAAUAGGCUCGUCCCAUCACCGGUCAAAGCAACAAUCAACGAGCUUGUUGAGGAGCAGGUGGAGCAACAGCCGACUGGAAUGGCAAUACACGCGUGGGAUGGAGACCUAACAUACGUUGAGCUUGACCACCUCGCCACGAGCCUGGCAACCGAGCUCGCCAGACUUGGAGUCAGCCCAUCCCUACUGGGGUCGAACAAUGUGAUUCCACUUUACUUUGAGAAAUCGAAGUGGGCCAUAGUAUCCAUCCUGGCAGUUCUGAAGACGGGUGCAGGCUUUGUGUUGCUCGACCCGUCUCAACCGGAGUCCCGAUUGCGCUCAAUCAUUGAAACAGUCGGAGCCAAGAUACUGCUCUCCUCCGAAGCCAACAUGGAUCUAAGCCGCCAGCUAUCCAAGAUAGUGAUACAAGUUGGUCCAGAGUUGUCCAGAAUUCCGAGUGAUAUGAAAAAUCAUUUUGACGGUGUCACGGGACAACCGCCACUACCCUCCAGCCUACUAUAUACAGUGUUUACCUCUGGUAGCACCGGAACACCGAAAGGAGUCAUGGUAUCACACGAAAGCUUCUGCUCUGCUCUACAUCAUCAAUCAAAGCAUUUAAACUUCACAGCAAGGUCCAGAGCCUUGGAUGGUGCAUCAUAUUCGUUCGAUGCCGCAAUCCAUAACAUUCUGACGACACUUGCGGUCGGAGCAUGUCUGUGCAUACCCUCGCAAGAAAGCUACAAGGGUGACAUCGGCAGUGCUAUAGCCGAUAUGCGUCCUACCAUCUGUAAUCUAACCCCAACGGUAGCCCGUCUGUUAGACCCGGAGAGGGCAUACGACCUGGAGACGUUGAUACUACUGGGCGAGCCUGUUAUAAGGAGCGAUAUUGACCGAUGGCGGUCAAGCGAUGUCCAGGUCAUAAACGCCUACGGACCUGCUGAGUGCACACCAAUAAGCACUAUCAACGCUAAUCCGUCUAUUACAGACGAAGCAAUUCGGAUUGGAAAAGGUGCAGGUGUGACAACCUGGAUUGUACAUCCCGAGAACCAUAAUCGGCUGGUACCGCUAGGAUGCACCGGUGAAUUACUUCUUGAGGGGCCCCUUGUUGGCUUAGGCUAUAUGAACGACCCAGGAAAGACUGGAGAAGCAUUUGUGGAAGACCCCGAAUGGCUGCUCACAGGCUCAACAAGUCAUCCCGGUCGCCGUGGUCGUCUUUAUAAAACCGGUGAUUUGGUGCAGUACAACGAGGAUGGAAGCUUAUCAUUCAUGGGGCGCAAGGACAACCAAGUCAAAAUACGUGGUCAGCGGGUAGAGCUCGGAGAUAUUGAGUACCAUGUUUCAGCUUCCUUGCCAACGAAAGCGAUUCAGGUCGUGGCAGAAGUCGUUGUACUGGAGGAUGACGGGGAGCCGAAACCGGUACUGGUAGCUUUUAUCCACACGGAUAACAAGGACAUGUCUGCCAGGGAGGAUACAACAAUGUCUGCUAAGCCAUACCGGAUGACCGAAAAGGUCAUGAAACGGAUUUCACACCGUUUGUCUAUUGUCCCCGACGUCUUUGUUUCCAUGCGGAAACUUCCUCUGACACCAACGGGGAAGAUUGAUCGGAAACAGCUUCGUGAGAUAGGCCGGUCGCUUCUCUUGAGUGAAGGACACGUCUUCGAUGGCACCUCCGAUCCCUCUCAUAACGAUGACGACUCUCAAAGCAGAUUGAUUCUCCAGAAUGAUCAUCCUGCAUACACCAUCGCCCAGAAGGUGUAUUCCAUGCGCCCUUCAUGGAUGAAGAAUGGAGUUCCAAGCGCACGAACGGGAUACAAAGAUAUUUCUUUACACUCCUCUGGUCUGGACUCCGUCAAUAUGAUGGAACUCACCUCAUUCGUUUCACGCCACUUCAACGUCCAAGUCGACAUGCAAUAUGUAAUGGCCAAGGCCACUACUAUCAGAAGUCUAGCCGACUACGUGCUCCACUACCAAAAGAACGGUACUACCUCUUCCUCCGCCGAGCAUACCUCAACUGGUGUUGACCUAAUGAGAGAGAUCAACCGACAUGACUCAAGGAUUCGGGCUGCUCAACUCACAUUUUCGGGAAGCAAUAAUCCAACACUCAAACAUCCCUCAGUCUGUAGGGACAAGGGGUCAUUCACCGUCUUCUUGACUGGUGCAAACGGUUUCCUGGGUACUCAAAUUCUCCGCCAACUCCUGUCCACCCCUAAGGUGAGCCGCGUCAUCUGUCUCGUACGUGGUGAUACAGAUGAUGCUGCGAGACAGCGCACCAUCAGCCUGGCCAAGGAGGCCCUCUGGUGGACGGGCCACCACGCAGAAAAGCUCGAGGUUUGGCGGGGAGAUCUAACAUCACCCAAACUCGGACUUGACCCAGACCGCUGGGAAACUCUCAGCUGUGGUGAAAAAGUUGAUUGUAUCAUACACAACGCCGCCACAGUGCAUUGGAUGAAGGGCUACGACGUUCUAGAGGCUGCCAACGUCGGAUCGACCAUGGAAUUGUUGGAAGUCGCACUGAGAUGCCCCUCUAUGAGGUUCGUCUAUAUCACAGGCGGCCGCCCAUGGAAGGCCCACGAAGAGGAAGAUGUUGUGGCGGAGCUGUCCGCUCCCGAUGCCAUCCCCUAUAGCCAGACGAAGUUGGUCUCUGAAGUCGUCGUCCGACGCGCUGCAACACGCAAAAUACCGGGAAGCAGUACCCCUACUCCAGCAGGAAAUAUUGCUGUCAUAAAC
Aspergillus vadensis CBS 113365 is the source of this 6012-nucleotide messenger RNA. RefSeq names its product non-ribosomal peptide synthetase. Gene Ontology annotation, biological process: amino acid activation for nonribosomal peptide biosynthetic process; secondary metabolite biosynthetic process. The record is from RefSeq and is a predicted model, not a curated record. Gene Ontology annotation, molecular function: phosphopantetheine binding; catalytic activity. The transcript has a single exon. The annotation marks the transcript as partial. Lineage: Eukaryota; Fungi; Ascomycota; Eurotiomycetes; Eurotiales; Aspergillaceae. Gene Ontology annotation, cellular component: cytoplasm.